Eimeria tenella is the source of this 888-nucleotide messenger RNA. Its product is annotated as capping protein alpha-like subunit, putative. Gene Ontology annotation, cellular component: F-actin capping protein complex; actin cortical patch. NCBI's taxonomy places the organism in Eukaryota, Apicomplexa, Conoidasida, Eucoccidiorida, Eimeriidae. Gene Ontology annotation, molecular function: actin filament binding. Gene Ontology annotation, biological process: barbed-end actin filament capping; actin cytoskeleton organization. The record is from RefSeq and is a predicted model, not a curated record. The transcript is spliced from 8 exons. The annotation marks the transcript as partial.
AUGAAUUUCGAAGAAGACAGAGCUUCAGAGCACCGCCACAGCCGCAGCGGGAACGACGCCGAGGCCCUCAAAGCCAAAAAGGCGGCGCUGCAGUACUUCAUGAACAAGGCGCCCCCGGGCGCCCUGGGGGAGGUCAUGGAGACCUGUGAGCUGCUGCUCGACACUGCUUCUGUGUCCAGUCGCUUUAUGGUGGAGACACUCGAGCAGUCUGCUGCGCUGCAGCGGCAGCUGCUUUCCUUUUCUUUGAAUUCUUUUUCUUACGAGGCGAUAAUCUGCGCAGCAGCAAAAAUAGGCCCCUCGCUGUACCUACACCCCAGGACGAAGCAGCGGCUGCUGCUGGCAGCAAAUGACACAGAGCUGGAGGUGGCUCAUUUGAGUGCUGCAGGAUCAGAGUACUUUCCUGCUACUGUCGAGCAGUACAGUUUUGUUUUUGAAUUUGUUUUCAUUUUUUGUAAACAAAAAGGGAAUUUGCUGCAGCAGCAGCAGCAGCAGCAGCAGCAACAGCAGCGGGCGAGGGCCAGCGCCUCUGUGUUCUCUCACUUGGGGCAAAAGGAUGAAGUAGAGUCUUCUGAAGAGGAAAAAGAAAAGAAAGAAAUGAAAGAAAUAGAAGAAAAAGAAAUAAAAGAAGAAAAGGAAAUAAAAAAUAAAAAGAAAUUCAAACUGACGGCAGUUGUGGCGGCGUGGGCGAAGAACCCGGCGGGCUUUUGGUGCUGUUCCUGGACGAGCGAGUGGGAAAUUUCUUUUUCUCUUUUUACGCCCAGCGAAGACUCCGUUUCGAUUGAAGGAGAGUCUGCGGUGCGCGUACACCUCAAUGAAGACGCUUCUGCCCACCUCAGCUUCACCCGGACCUUCCCAGCAGCAGCAGCAGCAGCAGCAGCAGCAGCACCU